Messenger RNA from Chanos chanos (milkfish), 729 nucleotides. It is a transcript of the gene hacd1, whose product is annotated as 3-hydroxyacyl-CoA dehydratase 1. NCBI's taxonomy places the organism in Eukaryota, Metazoa, Chordata, Actinopteri, Gonorynchiformes, Chanidae. The transcript is spliced from 7 exons. The coding region runs from base 1 to 729 and encodes 242 amino acids. Gene Ontology annotation, biological process: fatty acid elongation; sphingolipid biosynthetic process; very long-chain fatty acid biosynthetic process. Gene Ontology annotation, cellular component: endoplasmic reticulum membrane. The record is from RefSeq and is a predicted model, not a curated record. Gene Ontology annotation, molecular function: 3-hydroxyacyl-CoA dehydratase activity.
AUGGCGUCUGGCGAGGAGGACGGAGCGGUGGAAGAGAAGGAAACCAACAACAAGAAGAAAACAAAAAGCGCCGUCGCUAUCGCAUGGCUCACAUUUUACAACAUCGCCAUGACGGCCGGGUGGCUGGUGUUGGCCAUUGCAAUGGCCCGGUUUUACCUCCAGAAAGGCACACACAAAGGCCUGUACAGAAGUAUAGCAAGGACGCUCAAGUUCUUCCAGACAUUUGCUCUGCUUGAGAUUGGGCACUGCGCAUUCGGACUUGUUCGGACCUCUGUCAUCGUGACGGGGGUGCAAGUAUGCUCUCGGAUAUUCAUGGUCUGGUUUAUCACACACAGCAUCAGACAGAUUCAGAAUGAGGAGAGUGUGAUUUUGUUCCUGGUGGUGUGGACAGUGACGGAGAUUACCCGCUACUCUUUCUACACCUUUCACCUGCUCCACCACUUGCCCUACUUCAUCAAAUGGGCCAGAUAUAAUUUGUUCAUUAUCAUGUACCCUCUGGGAGUGGCUGGUGAACUGAUGACCAUUUACGCUGCUCUUCCGUACGUUCGGAAAUCUGGAAUGUAUUCCAUGAGGCUGCCGAACAAAUACAACGUCUCCUUCGACUAUUACUACUUCCUCAUCAUUGUUAUGCUUUCCUACAUCCCACUGUUCCCUCAGCUGUACUUGCACAUGUUGCGUCAGAGGAGAAGGGUUCUUCAUGGAGAAGUCAUAGUAGAGAAGGAUGAGUAA